Theileria annulata is the source of this 285-nucleotide messenger RNA. Its product is annotated as u6 snrna-associated sm-like protein Lsm3, putative. The coding region runs from base 1 to 285 and encodes 94 amino acids. The transcript is spliced from 4 exons. The record is from RefSeq and is a predicted model, not a curated record. Gene Ontology annotation, biological process: mRNA splicing, via spliceosome; P-body assembly. Gene Ontology annotation, cellular component: U4/U6 x U5 tri-snRNP complex; U6 snRNP; Lsm1-7-Pat1 complex. Gene Ontology annotation, molecular function: RNA binding. NCBI's taxonomy places the organism in Eukaryota, Apicomplexa, Aconoidasida, Piroplasmida, Theileriidae.
AUGGAUCCUCCGGUUGCUUUGCACGAACCUCUUGAUAUGAUCCGUUUAAAUCUCGACGAAGUUAUUUAUUUGAAGUGUAAAAACGGGAGGGAAUUAGUCGGUAGAUUGCACGCUUUCGAUGAGCAUUGCAAUAUGGUACUUUCCGAUGUUACAGAAACUAUUACGACUGUCGAUGCGGAUGAUAAUUCUAAAAACGAAACUACUAAGGUUACUAAAAGAGACAACGGAACGAUUUUUGUCCGAGGAGACUCUCUUGUCCUUCUCUCGCAUUACGAUAAAACAUAG